Messenger RNA from Cyclopterus lumpus (lumpfish), 2745 nucleotides. RefSeq lists its product as uncharacterized. Gene Ontology annotation, cellular component: egg coat. Gene Ontology annotation, biological process: binding of sperm to zona pellucida; prevention of polyspermy. The record is from RefSeq and is a predicted model, not a curated record. The coding region runs from base 27 to 2660 and encodes 877 amino acids. Gene Ontology annotation, molecular function: structural constituent of egg coat; acrosin binding. NCBI's taxonomy places the organism in Eukaryota, Metazoa, Chordata, Actinopteri, Perciformes, Cyclopteridae. The transcript has 11 exons.
CCUCCCUCUGCUGCUCCCUGCACGGUAUGACCGUCAAAGUGCAGGGACUCCAUGCUAUGGAGGAGCUGAGCGUAAAUGUCCGAGGUGAAUGGACCCCUUUGGGGGAGUUAGCCGAGCAGUGUGGCUACAGGCUGGAAAGACAAGAUGCAGAAAUUAUAAUUGCUGCUCCAUUCAUUACAUGUGGCGUCACAGUAAAGGAUGGAAAAUACACACUUUCUCUUCAGGUGGGAGGGAAGACUUUCACACUGGCCUGUCCCGUCUCUCCCCAUGAAGAACUCUCACUGACCCGUCAGCCUGUGUUCAACAGCCCUCCUCAUCUCACCAGAAGGCCAGCAGAGCACAUGCCAGAAUCCCUGGACCCAUUUCCAUGGGCUCCACCUUUCUACCUGGCCCCCCCUUAUUACCCCCACCCUACAUAUCAACACAGGUAUCCUAGUCCUGAUGAACGCACUGCAGAUAUCCCUCCUACCCCCUCAUCUUCAACUCCUGACCCUACAGUUAGUCCUCAUUCUUUCCUCCCUGUUGCUUCCCAGUCAGACUAUCAGAACUACAACUCUUACCCCAUUCGAGUCGCAGAGCCUUAUACACAUUUCGGUGUCCACGGUUCUCUGCCUUCUACGGUUGAAGCGCAGGAUUCUGGUCGGGUGUAUCCAGAUCUAUCAGACAGCCCUGUGCUAGGUGUCUCCGAGCGGCAUAGUGCUGCCCGUUCCGUCUCCUCAAAUACAGGCUUACUAAUUCAAGUUGAAUCCCCACCUCCUCUCCAGCCCCCCAACCAUGCCUUCAAUCCAUACUAUCACUACUACCAUCACCCUAAAAUCCCUCUCCGUGUCCCGCCUCAAGACCCUUAUCCAGGCCUCGAGGUUCCCAGAGAAGUGUCUUUAACUAAUCCUAAUAACCCUGAGAAUCUGGUGUUGCCCCACAACAUGCAGCAGUCUGAGGCUCAGAUACCACAGGCUUCUCAUCCCCACACCAUUCCAACUAGUCCUCCCAAAGCCUCUGCACUGUACACACCUCAUCCUCCAGAUCCCUAUCCAAACCACUACUCUCAUUACUUUCCACAUGUUGUACAGGGCGAGGCCAUAAGAUUGGCGCCUCUCAAUCCUGACACGGCUGCAAAAGCCAAUUUGCCUAAUCAUCAAAACUCAAAGUCUAACGCCUUCAUUCAUCCACUUCCUUGUUCAUCACAGGUUCAUGACGGAUACAACUUAAAUACUGUUGAUUCCCAAAACGCAGACAAAAUAAUGAUCUUUCAAAAGAAUAGUCCAGAAGGGAUCAAACCUCCACUUUUCUCAGAACUAAAUGUUGAGCUGGAUGCUCCUGUGGCCCCAGCAGUCCAACCUCCCCUCCCCCACACUUACCCUCCUAGGCCCAGCGCUGUUGCAGCGCCACCUCCCGAACAACCCUCCGUCCCCACUCCAUCACCCAACCAUAAUCUUCCUCCUUACCCAUACAACCCGUAUUAUCUCUACUACCAGAUGUAUUAUGAACCUGAGGGUUUACACGAUCGCGUCUCUCCGACUUCCUUCAAAGAAGUUGUGGAGCAUCUCCCCCGAGCGUCUUCCUCCCCAACUCGGCAUUCAUCCUAUACCAAUCAACAAACCACUACUCCACCCACAAAACCAGCGCAUGAUGUUCACAAUGACCCCCUACAUCCUUACUACCACUAUUAUUAUUCCUAUUAUAACACACCGCAACAUCCAUAUGAUGCUUUUGGACGUCCUGGUGGCGAAAAAGCAGAAGAGAGGCUGGAUAAUGAAAUGAAAGAUCUACUCGGAGCUGUGUUUUCCACGCCCUCUGCCUCGCCCCAGGGCCUUGGCCGUGCGUCAUAUUUCGACUGCAGCAUCUCUCUGGGCUGCUGCUCGUACCCUGUGAAGGACUGUACAAUGGGACAACAUUUAAUCUUUGCGAUGCCGGACUCCGUGGUGGAGCCCUCGGUGGCUCAUCCCCCUGAGGGCAGUAAUGUGUCCUGCACUCUGCAGAAGCUGACCCCUGACCUCUACGCUGUGCCGCUGGACGGCUGUGGAGUGAGCAAACAUGUGUUUGGUCAGACUGUGGUUUACCUGUUGGAAGUCCUCGCUCUUCAACAAGACCACAGCGCUGAGCUACAGAACUCUCCCAUCAGGUUGAUGGUGGAAUGUAUCUCCUUCCCGGGUUUCCCAAGUGAAGUGAAGCUCCACGUGAUGGAUCCACCUCCUCCACCUCCCGUUCCCUCUACACCAUCCAUGGGCACUCUGCUACUCAGAAUUGCCACAGACGAGACCUUCACCAGCUUCCACCCCGAGGCUCACCUGCCUCUCAGCCUCAUGCGAGGCAGAUCCGUUUAUAUGGAGGUGAACCUCCUGGACCCCCCCGAGCCCGGCCUGGUGCUGCUGGUCCACUCAUGCCUGGCUUUCACUCAAGCUCCAUAUGCCAGUUGGAUGCCGGUUUAUGAUGGGUGUGGUGGUGACUCACAGCUGCUUCCGUCUCCGCGCUCUAACCCUCACCACCUCCGGAGGUUCAGUUUCUCUGGCUUCCGGUCUCUAGACUCAGAAAGUCCUGAAGGAGGAUACUCUCACCUGGGGGACCCAGAGAUCUACUUCUUGUGCUUGACAGAAGUGUGCUCUGCUGCAGGAGGGCACUGCACUGUGGGCUGCAUCAACGGUCCAAACGGUGGUGUAUGAGCAAUGAAAUAAAUACUUUUACACAACUGCACUCUGGUUUGGAAAUAACAGAUACACAAGUCUUAGUGGAUGGGAAAAGCCCUCG